CGGGGGGUCCCGCGAGGCCGCCGCCCCCCCGGCUGAGGCCGCCGCCGCGCUCGAGGCCCAGUUCAGCUGCCCCAUCUGCCUGGAGGUCUACCAGCGCCCCGUCCGCAUCGCCCCCUGCAGGCACACGUGAGGGGCGCGGGACCCCCGGGGGGGGCGGGAGAGGCAGGGCGUGACGGGAGGGCGGUGCGGGGGCGUCCCUCCCCCCUCCCGGAGCUCAAAGCAGAAGGCGCGGUGUUAUCCCUACAACAGCCCCGCGAGAUUCUGCGGAGAGUGCCUGCAGCCUUGCCUCCAAGUACCGUCUCCUUUGUGCCCACUCUGCCGCAUGUCCUUCGACCCCAAGAAAGUGGAGAAGGCUUCCAGCGUGGACAAGCAGUUGUCGUCCUUCAAGGCCCCCUGCCGGGGCUGCACCAAGAAGGUGACGCUAGCAAAAAUGAGGUCGCACAUCACGUCUUGUUCUAAGGUUCUGGAGCAGAUGGCCAACUGCCCAAAGUUUGUUCCCGUCGUCCCCACUUCCCAGCCCAUCCCCAGCAAUAUCCCAAACCGAUCCACGUUUGUGUGCCCUUAUUGUGGAGCACGAAAUCUGGACCAGCAGGAACUGGUGAAGCACUGUAUGGAAAACCACCGCAAUGAUCCGAACAAAGUGGUUUGUCCUGUCUGCUCAGCCAUGCCUUGGGGUGACCCCAGCUACAAGAGUGCCAACUUCCUUCAGCAUCUUCUCCACCGGCACAAGUUUUCCUACGACACGUUUGUGGAUUAUAGCAUUGACGAAGACGCGGCUCUGCAGGCGGCUCUGGCCCUGUCCCUCUCCGAGAACUGAAGGGGGCUGCCCAAGGGCAGCUGGGAACAGUGGGCGGGGUCAUUUCUACAGGCCCCCUCCCUCCCUCCCUCCUGGUGCGGAGGCUCCGUGCUCGUCCUUCCCUCGGCCUCACCCAGCGAGGAGGCAGCCUGCGUCCACAGCUUCCGUCCUGCCACGUUGGAGUUGAGUGGAACCAACCUUCGUCUUUCGCAGUGGAGAGGUGAGCUAUCCUGAGGCGCCAGCCGGCUGGACGGGGAACCGCAGAGGUCGCCACGCCACCCGGUUUGUACUGUGGGGUGGAUGUUCCAUAUCAACGUACAGAAGGGUCUAUUUUAUUGGGAUGCUUUUAAUAAAACUUUCACACCGUUGGCCCUGGUUCCAUUUGUGGUUUGCAAUAGCAACGACGCAUUUUGUGGAUAACUCUCUUGAUUGAUUGAUUUAUUUUUUAUUCAACAGUGUGUUAACUCAUUCAGGGUUUUUAACUUUAAAAAAAAAAAGCAUGGGACGUUGAAACUUUAUAAAGGGACUUAUUGUGUCGAUUGCCUGCUGUUGCCCCUGAGGCCAAGAGCAGCCCUGGUCUAGAACCUCGAGUGGUUUUGCUGAUGAGCAUUCCAGAAAUCCCCCCCCCCCCCCAAGAAGAGGCAGAGGUCGGUUGUCCCUGCCCCGCGAGCUCCCUUCUCUCUUCCCCCCGCUUUCCCUGGCUGGCCUUUCUCAUUUUGUAAUGGCUUUUGUGAUACUCUAGAGGUUCUUGCUUUUUUUUCUACAUCUCUCAACGUGACAAUGUCCUUUUCACAUUUUAUAGAGGAAAAAAUACAAAGCAGUUAACUCUUGAUAUUGCAAUAUCUGUGUCUGACUAGGAACAAUAGUAUUUUUAUGGAGUAUUAUUUUUUAAAGUCUAUUUUUUAAAGAAAAAAAACCAGCACCGGUUCAAAAACUUCAGUCUGGUCAUGGGGGGGCGGGGGGCAUGUUGGGACCUUGGACGGAGGAGGGGGGCUUCCUUUUAACACCCCACCGAUGUACUUGGGUUUUGCUUUUAUUGUUUGCGGGGUGGCUUUUUUCUUUCCUCUUAAGGAAAAAAAAAAGAAAGGUCUUUGUUGAACUGACCUCUGAAAUUCUGUUUCUCCGCGUAAUAACUGUUUCUUUUUAGAAGCUAGAGAGAACACAAGACCAUUUUAGGUGGUUGUAAUCUCUGUUAGAUCUGCUGCCACAACGUGUGUUGUCCAGGUUUUACACCACUGGGUCAGUGGCUCUUGAGUAGACUUGACAGGAAUAAAAAACUGUGAAUAA
Messenger RNA from Sphaerodactylus townsendi, 2083 nucleotides. It is a transcript of the gene RNF166, whose product is annotated as ring finger protein 166. The record is from RefSeq and is a predicted model, not a curated record. Lineage: Eukaryota; Metazoa; Chordata; Lepidosauria; Squamata; Sphaerodactylidae. Bases 323 to 817 code for a protein of 164 amino acids. The transcript has 6 exons. Gene Ontology annotation, molecular function: ubiquitin protein ligase activity. Gene Ontology annotation, biological process: ubiquitin-dependent protein catabolic process; protein polyubiquitination.